Neopsephotus bourkii (Bourke's parrot) is the source of this 967-nucleotide messenger RNA. It is a transcript of the gene CCDC12, whose product is annotated as coiled-coil domain containing 12. The transcript is spliced from 8 exons. Gene Ontology annotation, cellular component: post-mRNA release spliceosomal complex; U2-type spliceosomal complex. The record is from RefSeq and is a predicted model, not a curated record. The coding region runs from base 1 to 732 and encodes 243 amino acids. Lineage: Eukaryota; Metazoa; Chordata; Aves; Psittaciformes; Psittacidae.
AUGCCGGGCCGGCACGGCUCGGUACGGGCAGCUCCGCCCCCCCCCGACGGGCCCUCCCCCAGUGUGUUCCCUCCCCCCGUUGCGCCCCACAGCCGAGGCUUGGCGCUCGACGCGCUCGGCGCUCGACGGGUUGGAUGCGCUCGGCGCUCGACGGGCGCAUGCGCGCUGCGGGUUGUACGGAGCGUAAGGAGAAAGGGAAAGAUGGCGGCGCCCGGCGGUGGUGUGGAGGCGGAGGAGGACGCGCCUGGCCUGGUCUUGGGGAGGCUGGAGGAGGAAGCGCGGCGGCGGCAGGAGAGGCUGCGGGCUCUGAGGCAGCGCACACUGCAGAAUAAGGACAGCAGUGAAUGUGAGAACAAGCGUCCCAGAGAAGACGAAGAAGAGGAGACCGUCAAGCACAAGGAGCUCAAACUACGAAACUAUGAUCCUGAAGAUGAGGAGCUUAAGAAGAGGAAGAUGCCCCCGGCCAAGCCAGCCUCAGUGGAAGACAAGGUGAAAGACCAGCUGGAGGCUGCCAAGUCAGAGCCCAUCAUCGAUGAGGUGGAUCUGGCAAACCUGGCCCCCAGGAAACCAGACUGGGAUUUGAAGCGAGAUGUAGCCAAGAAACUGGAGAAGCUGGAGAAGAGGACGCAGAGAGCCAUCGCUGAGCUAAUAAGAGAGCGGUUGAAAGGGCAGGAGGAGGAGCUGGCAUCUGCUGUUGGGUCAGCAAAGCAGGAGGGAAGUGACUCUGACUGAGGAGGUCCAUCAGGCAGCGUCAGGCUUGGGAUCUGCCAGCAGUGCCGAUCCUGUUGCUCUCAGGUAGAGGCACCUUGUUGGGACAUGCAGCUCACCAGCCUUAGAGAGCCAGAGCCAUGACCAUUUCCCAGAGGACUGGUUCUCCUCUUCCUGAGCAAAGAUGCCUUUUUCAAGGUGCUUCUUUCUGUGGAAGAGCUGAUGUUCACUGACAGGUGGGGAACAAAGAGAGAUGGCU